Messenger RNA from Hirsutella rhossiliensis, 738 nucleotides. RefSeq lists its product as uncharacterized. The record is from RefSeq and is a predicted model, not a curated record. The transcript has 2 exons. Lineage: Eukaryota; Fungi; Ascomycota; Sordariomycetes; Hypocreales; Ophiocordycipitaceae. The coding region runs from base 1 to 738 and encodes 245 amino acids.
AUGUUCCCCGAUGAGCUCAAGGGACUGACGCCGGUCGAAGAGAAGCUCAUCUCGCUGAACUCGUGUUACGGGCAUGUCAGGGGCCACAUCACGGUGUUUCCGAACAAUGUGCAGGAGCUGGCCACCAAGUGCUCCCGCACCCCCUUUGCAAGCACUGGACGAGAUCCACAUCUCGUGGCAGGGCGCGGAGAAGCCGGCACCGAGCGACCUGUCGAGUCUCUUGUCGGUGAGGCGGCGGGUGGUCGAGAGGGCCCUUGUCUGGCUGAAGCGGAACAACCCCCACUACGCCGAGAUCGAGAUCGACGCGGCGGAGAUGGGGAGCUGGGGAGACUCGAUACACGGGGUACCGUCGUCGGUGUGCGAUCGUAUGGAGCGGAACGAGCCGUCUGGGUGGGAGAAAGCGCGGACGGCGCACGUUGUGCCGCCCACGGAACGCGCCAUGGACGAGGAGGGCCGGUGGAGAUCGAGGAGCUCUUCGCCCUGCUCAACCAAGGACAAGAAGCCGGCGGCCAGGGUGAAGGUCACGGGCCCAACGGAGAAGGCGCGGUUCGCGAUGGAAGUGACGCCUGCCCCGACCAGAACGUUCCAGCGAUCAACGAGGUGACGUCUUCUGGCAUGUUCGCGCUCGACGGACCGCCAGACGUCGCGGACGUGGAGAAGCUGCAGUUUGCCUGUGACGCUGUUGGUGAAGGUGCCGACGACGGCCGUGCGGGCCGAGAGCGUGGGUCGGGUCCCUAG